This is a messenger RNA of Mytilinidion resinicola, 7066 nucleotides long. RefSeq lists its product as uncharacterized. NCBI's taxonomy places the organism in Eukaryota, Fungi, Ascomycota, Dothideomycetes, Mytilinidiales, Mytilinidiaceae. Gene Ontology annotation, molecular function: phosphatidylinositol-3-phosphate binding. Gene Ontology annotation, cellular component: phagophore assembly site; extrinsic component of membrane. The record is from RefSeq and is a predicted model, not a curated record. Gene Ontology annotation, biological process: reticulophagy; piecemeal microautophagy of the nucleus; autophagosome assembly. The coding region runs from base 1 to 6630 and encodes 2209 amino acids. The transcript has 4 exons.
AUGGCUUUCUUUACCACCAUAUCUUCGUCCAUAGGGAAGAGGAUACUCCUCUACGCGCUCCGCCAUGCAGAUAUACUCGACAAGGACCCCUCGGACUUCGUCGACGUCGCUGUGGGCAAGCGGACAACUCUGGAGGUUCGCGAUGUGGGAUUGCGUGUCAAGAAACUGAUAACACUUCUCAACCUGAACCUCCCCCAAGAAUUACAUCUCUCGAAAGCCCGCGUAUCCCACCUUCGAGUUACACUGGCCUGGGAAGCUGGUAGUCCUCGCAUACUUAUUGAGAUUGAAGGAGUCCAAGUACAGGCUAGAUUGGCUCCAGAUGUACCGGAACCAUCUGGGAAAUCCAAGGCUGGAGCAAAACCGGGACCAAGAUCAGCCCCCAAUACUAGCGCUCAAGCGCCGCCACAGGACGGGCCCCGCCAACGUAAGGCGUUGGCCGAUUCCACAAGCACCUUUUCGUCCGACGAUGAGGACGAGUACAUACCCACUGCGGAAGAGUUGGCAAAAUCUUUUCUAAGAGAGGAACCUGCCGAGGAGAUCAAAGAGCUCGAGGAAGCGCUGAACACCCAGUCCGAAUACCUACAAGAGUCUGUGAUGUCUAGCGAAGAUGGAGAUGAUGAAAGCGAGGUUGGAAUGGGCACGGGAAUAGGUUUACCAGUCAUGCUCAAGAACUACAUCGUUGGAGCUUUGGAUAGACUGGAGAUUACCGCGAAGGACAUCGAUAUCCAAAUUGAUGGAGACUUGCCACCGGAAUCAGCCAGCGAGUCGAACGAUGACGAACUAUCCUCUGUUGCGAUCAACCUUCACGUCGAACAAGUCUCUAUUGACGGAGUGGCGUCCGGCGAUCCAGAAGUAAAGGCGACUCCGGUACAAUCUUCAUCUCAACCACCUCCGGUUCUGGAUACACGAGACGGAAAACGACGAAUGCGAGUAGAGAACAUUUGUGCCCGCCUCAUAUCAGACCCGGAAAGCUUCGCGUCUCUAUCUAAAGUGUCGAGGUCCUCCUCGCCGGUAGACACCCGUUCCGAUAUCUCCAUAGGUCAAAAGAGCAACAGCUCGUCCUCUGUCAGUGGUCAUUCCUCAGGAAUUGCAGAAGAUGAUCAGCUUCCUAGCGCCAGUGGUAGCCAGUGCCUGGCACAAUCUAACCACUCCACACAUUCUCGCCGAGAGGAACGACCUUUAGAAGCUUCGAUAUUGUCAACCGACGAGGACAGAUUUGCGGAUGCGGCUAUUGAUGACGACUAUGAAGGAAGACGAAGUUACAUUGCUGGACUAGAGCAAUCGGAAACCCUCGGGCAAUCUCGCCAAUCUGUUCAAAACUCGCGUUAUGACUUUGGGGGCGAAAGUAGCCUGUUCAACGAUGAUGGUAUUAUAGACUAUGUCGCUAACAACGGUUUUCUGAACUCUCAAUAUGAGGGGGCUGACGAUGGUCCGCCUCCAUCGCCGCAGCAACGGCUUUCCUGGGCUCUCGAUGGAAAUGCUUCCAGCCAUGAAAUAGAGGCCUCCAUUCAUGAAAAAGAGGCGCCACAGCGCCUUUCGGCAACGGCCCCUGCUCCUCAAGCACUCUCCUCUAAAGAUUCUUACUCAAAACUUCGACCGGUCUCCAGCUCCGAGCCGAAUCCUGCCUCGAAAAUAUUCCCUUCUACCGACAAUUUGGACACUGCGAAACACCAUGCUCUCGAUGCACCUCCGGAAGCACCGCGGCGAGACUCUAGCAGCAGCUCUGGGUCUUCGGUUUCUAGGGAAGACUUGGCACAAUCCAAAAUGUUUACCCACGAGGAAGCCGAAAGUAUGUACCUGAGUGCGAUGAGCGCUGCGCCCACCCAAGCAAGCCGGCAUUUGAAUGUUCCCGGGGGAUGGGAUUCCUCUUCGACAUCAAGUGAGGGCACUGCUCCAGAAGAGCUAAGUUCAGUUCCUCCGGUAAUGAGUGCAUCGACUAUUUUCCCCGUGACUACAGAAGGAGACGAUGGAUGUGAGACUCCACGCCCUGGAAGCAGAGCAAGUGUUAUCGCGGCCGCUAUCAGCCCGGCACCGAGAAUGGGCACCACCGAAAGCACAGGAAACAUAUCUGGAACGCCUGCCACGGGCAUCGCUAACUCCUCGUUCUCUGGAACCGUCAAAGUUGCUAAACCGUUCUUAAGUAUUGACAAAGUCAAUGUUUGGUUUCCUCUCGAUCUAUCCGGUGCCGAAAAUUCUGGAAUGGGCGAAAGCGCCAUGAUAGAAGAUUCACUCGAUCGAAUGCAAGCAACAACUGAAUUCGGCGAUGAGUCUAUUUUCCGCGACAUGCCAGGAUCCUUCUCGUUUUAUGCAGAGUCAACCGCUUCAAGGCGUCGAAAGAGCGCUUCGGAAACCACAGAAGCUCGUCGCCCUCCUAUGCCUUUAAGACCUUCGAAAACCGAUAGGACUCCUCCUACACCCAUGCCUGUGCCUCGACGAAGGCGCCACACUGGAGUAGAGGUCGAGGUUGGAACGAUCUGUGCACAAGUGGAUAUUUCCGCGGGUCGUAUGAUGUUCCAACUUGCUCAGCGCGUCCUAGCCAUUCUGGGGCCUCAGAAUGUAGAAAGCAACCCGAAACAGAGCCUUCAAGAUCAGCCACGAUCAAGUUCAGAAAGCUUGAUCAAAGUAUCCAUUGAGCAAGUAUCGUUUGCUUGGUUAGAGCGCUUAAUUGCUGAGUCGGUCACUGCGGCUAGCCACAGCCAACCCGCUUUCAAGCUUGACAGCAACACAAAUGAGGCAAUUCUAUGGCUCAACUUGAAAGCGUUGCAGAUCACUGGUCGAAGUAAGGGCAAGGAGUCUGUCAUGAAGCUCAAUAUUGGAAAGUUCCUGCUGGGAUCUCUAAAUCAACAAAUUAUAAGUUUCGAUGCCGGGGCAAGGUCGAGGCGAUCCGCUCAUGCCGGGGAUCGUCUGGAACACGAUAUACAAGUCGAGCUGCGCGAGUCCUCAGAUCGCCGACUCCAUAUGGCAACACGGCCCAUAAAAGUUCUUUUCGACCUUCAAAAGCUGGAUGACGCCCUGGGUUCGUUUGGAGGCUUCAGUGGUGUCCUUGAACUUGGCAACUCUAUUACCUCGAACCAAACAGCGCCACGAUCACCAUCCCCGCCUCCAACUCAACGGCCUCGCGGUGUUCAUUUUGGAGAUGCGCCACCACCCGCAGUUAUCCCAGACUCUACUUCAGCUCUGAAAGUCAGUAUCAAACUUGGUGAUGUGUUUUUCCAGCUCAAGGGAAAGACAUGUGCUGUUCAUAUGCAGACAAGUUCCGUCAAAAUGGUUGUAAGAGGAAGCAAUGUGAGGAUCGUGAUCUCCGACAUCCAGCUCACCGGUCCUUUUCUGGAAUUCACCCGAGAUGAGCCUCCGUUCAUCACCGAGAUCAAGGAUCUAAACAUCACAUUUCUGUUCUCUCCAGAGGAAGUGGAUUUGACCCGACUGCUUUCAAUCAUCACGCCAUCCAAAGACAAGUAUGAGAAUGACAGCGAUAUCCUAAUCGAUACACUACUUCGACAACGUCGGAAAGGAUCUGUCAUUCGGGUUAACAUCGCAGGCUUAGGCGUCCGCAUGUCUGAUUUGGGAUGUCUUGAAAUCUUCCAGGAUCUUAGCAUUGAACUAGCCCGGCUUUCCACGGUCACGAAGUACCUCCCUGAGGAUGAUCGACCUGGUAUUCUGACCCUGGGCGCAAUCAAGCAAUUAGAAGGAAGUGUUAUGGUCAAUGAAAAGAUUGGAUUUGUCGACCUGAAAUGUUACUCGACUCAGUUUGCACACGUGGGGCUUCCUCCGCUAUUUGCUGUCGAAAUCGGAAAGAUCGCACUCAACCACGGGAAAGAAAUCUUGAUUGACGAGGUUGCUCCGCUCAGGCCACUCGACGAGCUACCUAUGAUAAUGGCACGGAUCAUUGGAGACGAGAUGGAACCUACACUCCGAGUCAAAAUGUUCAACUUAUGCCUCGAGUAUCGGGUUUCGACCAUCAUGGCUGCUCUUGGUCUGUCUGAGGACGGUACGAUCGAGGAAGUGGUAGCGGGAAUUGCCUCGUCUGUAGCAACUAUCACAGGGAACGCCUCACCGAAGGCUCUAAGCCGGCAGUCUUCUGAAUCGACAGAAUCCUCCCGCUCCGCAAAGCUGCUACAUAUCGAGGUUCUGGUUCGGGAUUGUGCUCUUGGGCUAAACCCUCGCAAAGUCCCCUCCAAAGGGCUCUUUGUUCUGACUGAUACACGUCUUAGUGGACAGUUGCCGAAGAACGAAAAAUUGUCUGCUAGUCUUGAGCUCAGGAAAGCAUCGAUCCUUAUUAUCGAUGAUAUCGAUCGCAUCGAGGACACGGCUGAUUCUCCUCAAUCGACCCCUCACAGUCACCUUCGAAAUCAACAGAUUACCGAUUUAGAACGGAGUGGGUUUGUCUUACUCAGUACCAUAUCCGCGGCAAAGGCAAUGGUGAACAUAUCUGGCAUUGGAGAAGACCAGCAAUUGAUUGACGUGGAGUUCAAGAAUGAUCUAGUUGUCUUAGAGACUUGCGCAGAUUCUACCCAAACCCUUAUCGGAAUUCUGAACGGACUAAGCCCCCCAAUGCCGCCUAGUACCGCCCAGCGGUACCGGACGGUAGUGCCCUUCCAAACUAUGAUGGAUUCGUUCACGGGAGACGCCUUUGCUACUAUUUCUGCCGAAGAUGCUGGAGAAGGCUUCUCGAUGGAUGAUGCCGAUCACGUCGACGACGAGGUACCAACCAAUCUGGAGUACGUCGGGAGCUUCUAUAACCCUGACUCUAUUCCAUCUGGGGAAGAUAUUGGAGACAGUAUGCUUGAAGCCGACGAUCUUCACUCUUUAGCAACACCGCCGCCUGUUCGGCAGCGUGGAGCUGGCGUUCUCCUGGAGAGCUUCCAGGAACAAUACGAAGUCGCGCAAGGGGAGCAAGAUUUCGACUUUGACGACAACUACUUUGGCUCAAAUUCCGAGUACCAAGGUACCGCACGCAAAUGGGACUCUACCAAGAACCAGUACAAACUGUCGAAUGAGUUCAAGGCGUCCAAUAGCCCUCUCAAGGUGCGGAUACGAGAUAUGCAGGUCAUCUGGAAUCUUUUCGAUGGCUAUGACUGGCCGAAGACGAGAGACACUGUUACAAAUGCCGUUGAGAACAUCGAGCAGAGAGCUGAAGAACGACGGCAACGACGAGCGGCACGCUUAGAAGAAGACACUCCGAAUGUUAUGGUUGAAGAAGACUACCUCUUUAACUCGGUUUGGAUCAGUAUCCCAGUGAACGAGGAAAAGGGAGCCUUGUACAAGAAAAUCAAUCAUGACGUUGACGACCUAGUCAGCGAAACCGGGAGCUAUGCUACGACAACGACAGCUUCCCAAGCUACAGCCCGGCAGCGGACAGGGCCUAGGACUAAACGACGGAAACUCAAGCUCGAACGCAGUAAGCACAAGAAGAUCACGUUUGAAUUACGAGGGAUCGACGCCGACCUCGUGAUUUAUCCUCCUGGUUCAGAUGAAACGCAGAGUUCAGUGAACGUUCGCGUUCGGGACUUCGAGAUCUUUGACCACGUCCCUAGCUCUACGUGGAGAAAAUUUGCGACCUGUUUAAUUGAACCUAGCAAACGUGAAAUGGACAGACCGAUGAUCAACCUGGAACUUCUCACUGUAAAGCCUAUUCAGGAUCUUGCGGCUUCAGAGAUUGUCCUAAGAGUCACUGUCUUACCUCUGCGUCUACACGUUGAUCAAGACGCUCUUGACUUCAUCACGAGGUUCUUCGAGUUUAAAGACGAAACUGCUACGCCAAGCGGUGCUAAACCCGAUAUUGCAUUCUUACAGCGAGUUGAAGUCGACACCGUGCAGAUAAAGCUAGACUAUAAGCCGAAGAAAGUCAACUACGCUGGACUUCGCUCUGGACACACAACAGAGUUCAUGAACUUCGUCAUCCUAGAUGAGGCGAACAUUGUUCUUCGGCAUGCUAUUCUUUACGGUAUUCCUGGUUUCGAUAAGCUGCACGACAGUCUCUCGGCAAUAUGGACCCCGGAUGUCAUCAAGAACCAGAUCCCCAACAUCAUCGCUGGUUUGUCAGGCGUGCGGUCACUAGUCAAUGUCGGCAGCGGAGUCAAGGAUCUCUUUGUUAUCCCCGUCCAGGAAUACAAGAAGGAUGGGCGUAUCGUUCGAAGUCUUCAAAAGGGCGCGUUUGCUUUCGGAAAGAACACGACCAUCGGAAUGGCACGCUUGGGGGCUAAGCUUGCCGUUGGCGCCCAGACAGCACUCGAAGGCAUCGAAGGCUUGGUCUCGCCACAAGAUGCUGAUGCUAGUUCCUCCACUGAUAAUGGAUGGGAGGACCUAGAUCCAGACGAAGAGCGAAGGGCGAUUUCGCAUUAUGCGAACCAACCUCUCGGUGUUAUGGCUGGGUUCCGAGGCGCGGCACGACAUUUCGAACGCGAUCUACUGACGGCUCGCGACGCUAUCAUUGCUAUUCCUACAGAAGUCAUGGAGAGCGGAAGUGCGAGUGGUGCCGCUAAGGCUGUGUGGAGGCGUGCGCCGACGGUAAUCAUUCGGCCGGCGCUUGGGACGACCAAGGCAGUCGGUAACGCGCUCUUCGGGCUCAGCAAUGCUGCCGAUCCUGAUAGCAGGCGCAAGCUCGAGGAUAAAUACAAGAGCAGCUAUUGAGCCUGCUUCGCCUAGUGCCGGCGAUGUACAUAUCGCGAUUAUGGCUUGCGGAGGAUGGACUCCCCUUGACAUCAUCUCUAUCCUAGUUUUCUCUUUUGCUAUUGCUAUUACUUCUCUUCGUUUUUCUCCAUGCAUAGUCGUUACAUCCCUCAUCAGGGCACCCUGUUCUUUUCUUUUCUUUCAUUUUUUCAGUUGCAUAGCGAUGGUGCCAGGCGUCUCUCUUUUGUGGGGCAGCACACCAUAUUUUCAUAGUAAGACAUGCAUGGACCACGCCGGCGUUUGGUUACUUAGGGAAGCAUUCGGAGUCGUAGCAUCGCGGCCGGCGAAGAAUAUCGAAAUGAAAAUACCCCUGCUGAUUGGUCGGUUUAGGGGGCUAGGCUGGUGUUUCUAGAUUGCAUAGUGAGAAUGGUACGGGAGAUGUUGAAGCAUCUGUGGC